This is a messenger RNA of Urocitellus parryii (Arctic ground squirrel), 794 nucleotides long. RefSeq names its product leptin (gene Lep). Gene Ontology annotation, biological process: activation of protein kinase C activity; positive regulation of phosphatidylinositol 3-kinase/protein kinase B signal transduction; lipid metabolic process. Gene Ontology annotation, cellular component: extracellular region. Gene Ontology annotation, molecular function: peptide hormone receptor binding; hormone activity. Lineage: Eukaryota; Metazoa; Chordata; Mammalia; Rodentia; Sciuridae. The record is from RefSeq and is a predicted model, not a curated record.
GCCAGCAGCUGCGAGGCCCAAGAAGCACAUCCUGGGGAGGAAAAUGCGCUGUGGACGCCUGUGCCAGUUCCUGUGGCUUUGGCCCUAUCUGUCUUAUGUUCAAGCUGUGCCCAUCCGAAAAGUCCAGGAUGACACCAAAACCCUCAUCAAGACUAUUGUCACCAGGAUCAAUGACAUUUCACACACGCAGUCGGUGUCCUCCAAGCAGAGGGUCACUGGUUUGGACUUCAUUCCUGGGCUUCACCCGGUCCUGAGUUUGUCCAAAAUGGACCAGACAUUGGCAGUCUACCAACAGAUCCUCACCAGUCUGCCUUCCCAAAAUGUGAUGCAAAUAUCUAAUGACCUGGAGAACCUCCGGGACCUUCUCCGCCUGCUGGCUUCCUCCAAGAGCUGCCCUCUGCCCCAGACCAGUGGUCUGGAGACUCUAGAGAGCCUGGAUGGUGUCCUGGAAGCCUCUCUCUAUUCCACAGAGGUAGUGGCUCUGAGCAGGCUGCAAGGGUCUCUACAGGGGAUGCUGAGGCAGCUAGACUUCAGCCCCAGAUGCUGAAGCCUUGAGCGCUGCUCUUCCCCCAAGGAGCAUGGAGAAGGAAGAAACCUUGGCUUCCAGGUGACUGGAGGAGAAGAGAGCUUUGUAUGGACAUCCUUUAUCCAGGACUCUGUCCAUGUCUCUCCCUCCUCUAAUCCACCCUUCCAAAGGCGAAGACUCCACGUUGCUUGAAACCAAAGAUAUAUAUACACAUGAUUCCUCGCUCGCUGAAAGGGGGUCCAUCCAGCAGAGUGGAUUGUUGCUGUGA